Acomys russatus (golden spiny mouse) is the source of this 2306-nucleotide messenger RNA. RefSeq names its product tubulin polyglutamylase complex subunit 2 (gene Tpgs2). Bases 86 to 979 code for a protein of 297 amino acids. Lineage: Eukaryota; Metazoa; Chordata; Mammalia; Rodentia; Muridae. Gene Ontology annotation, biological process: protein polyglutamylation. The transcript is spliced from 7 exons. The record is from RefSeq and is a predicted model, not a curated record.
GUCGCGUCAGCCGGCCGGCCGGCUUGCCGCGGCGGCGCCGGGGACUGUGGCCGCCGCCGGCGCGCGCGGAGUCGGGACGCGUGCCAUGGAGGAGCCACCGCCCCCACUGCAAGCCGGUAGCAAGCCGCACCUGGAGAAGCUGACCUUGGGUGUCACCCGCAUCCUAGAAUCUUCCCCAGGUGUGACAGAGGUGAGCAUAAUAGAAAAGCUGCCUGCUGAACGUCAUAUGAUUUCUUCGUGGGAACAGAAAAACAAUUGUGUGAUGCCUGAGGAUGUGAGGAACUUCUACUUGAUGACCAAUGGUUUUCACAUGACAUGGAGUGUAAAGCUGGAUGAGCAUAUCAUUCCACUGGGAAACAUGGUGAUUAACGGCAUUUCAAAACUGACUCAACUCAUCCAGUCUUCCAUGUACUCGCUUCCUAACGCACCAACUCUGGCUGACCUAGAGGACGAUCCUGCAGAAGCCAAUGAAGACCAGCCAGAGAAGCCUCACUUUGACUGUCGCAGUGCAAUAUUUGAGCUGGAUUCGUGCAAUGGGAAUGGGAAAGUUUGCCUUGUCUACAAAAAUGGGAAACCUGGAUUAGGUCAUGACACUGAGAUCUGGUUCCUGGACAGAGCAUUAUACUGGCAUUUUCUCACAGACACCUUUACCGCCUACUACCGCCUGCUCAUCACUCACCUGGGCCUGCCCCAGUGGCAGUACGCCUUCACCAGCUAUGGCAUUAGCCCACAGGCCAAGCAAUGGUUUAGCAUGUACAAACCCAUCACCUACAACACAAGCCUGCUCACCGAAGAGCCCGAUGCAUUCGUGAACAAGCUGGACCCCAGCAAAGUGUUCAAGAGCAAGAACAAGAUCCUAAUCCCAAAAAAGAAAGGGCCUGUACAGCCGGUCAGUGGCCAGAAAGAGAAAGGGCCUGGGCCCGUAGCUCCACCUGCCACUAAACCUUCCCCGGUCUCUGGAAACCCUGUCCGGAAAUAAGCAUUCCAUCAGCCUCACAGCGGUGAUGUGAAUGCCCAGAUGCCGUGGGGUGGCCCCACCUGUACACACUUUGCAGGAAUUCUCCAGAGUGACGAAAGCCGUGGGCCUUUAUGCCCACUGUCAUUAGCCAGGAAUUACAAAGACCACACUGAAUUCUGCCCAGGAGUCCUUUCCUCCAUAGGUUGUGCCAACCCAUCUCCAAAACCAGCUAAGACUUUCAGAUAUACCUAGAGCUUUCUUAUGUCUGUACCCAGUCCUUAACUUCUUAGCAGUAAUUAGAGAGGUCCUCCCAAAUAAACUUGUGGCUCAACUCAUGAAACAUCAGUAACGACUUGUCAUGUGACCACCUCAGUUAUGAAAUUUUCACACCCUCAAUUGCAUUAGCCACAUUUUGAGUAUGCACAUGACAGUAGAUUGCAUAUUGGACAACACAGAGAUGGGAGCAUUUCUGUCCAAGUGUUUUGACCAGGAUUAAUGCAAACAUUUUCAUACUGUUCUUCAGAUGAGAUAAUGUUGAUGCCUUAACUUCAUGGGCUGUAUGCUUUGAGAAAACACUUUCAAAGACAGAGUCUUGCGUUCUUAACGACCUAUACCACAAACACAUCUCACUUGAGUCAUUGUUUAAUUCCCUAUAAAAUACCAUGUUCCGGAUCAGUAUCCAUCCUAUAAGGAGUUUUCAUUGCCAGAUUUGUACUGAUAUUUCUACAUUUGCCAGAAUCAUCUUUAAAAGAGAUUGACCUCUGCUGUAUUUUAUCUGUUAAGUCCCCAGGCAUUUGUUUACAGAUACAGCCAGUCUGUUCUUAAGAAUUUCCAGCUAUUUUGCUUAUUCUCAGUCGGGAGCUGUCUCUCCCAACUUCCUCUGGUCUAAGCAGUAGGUUGUCUAGAACAGUGUAGGAUGCCAAGAGGUCUUUGUAAGUAAGUGUCCUGUUCAAAGGCAUUUUCCCACAGAAACAUGAUGGCACUAGGCACUGAGCUACCCCCACAGACUUGCCUUGUGUCAAUAUUAGGCAUAUAACAGAAUUCCUAUGAAGAAGGGCAGUGCUCUGAUUUUCAGUUAAGAUGAUCUGAUUCCUCAGCAGUCCUGGCAGUGGGCAGGAUUCACCUGUCCAGCCAUAGCGUUCUUGAUAGCUGGGAUUUUUGUACUGAUAUUCCAGAGGUAGAAUAAAGAGUUCUGUGGAGGGGCAGACUGCACGCUCUGUUUGCAAUUGGCCAACUUACUCUUUUUUACUUUCCUACCCCAGUGGUUGUCUAGGCUUCUCUCUGCGCUGCCACUACCCACUUAACCAUUCUAGGGCUUCUCUUCCAUUAUGUGAUGUGAGGGAGGAGU